This is a messenger RNA of Saccharomycodes ludwigii, 1950 nucleotides long. It is a transcript of the gene IRC8, whose product is annotated as Irc8p. The transcript has a single exon. Bases 1 to 1950 code for a protein of 649 amino acids. NCBI's taxonomy places the organism in Eukaryota, Fungi, Ascomycota, Saccharomycetes, Saccharomycodales, Saccharomycodaceae. The record is from RefSeq and is a predicted model, not a curated record.
AUGGUUUUAAAUAAUGUAUAUAAUACUCAAAAUGGCGAGAAUGAUAAAAAUAAAGAUCAAGAAAAACAGUUGUUUGUAAAUCCACACGAUAUGCUUUAUAAGAAUUCAGAACAAACAUUGAGACCAGAUUUGGAUGCCUGGCCUAGAAAUAUAUCAACAACAAAUUUAAGUUUUGGAACAACGCGCGAUUUGACCUCUAGCACAGAUACAAAAAUUAAUUCAAGUAUUAAAACCAGCUUUAUGAACAAAAUAUCAUUUAUAAAUAAAUUACAGAACAAACAAACAGAACCUAAUUUUGAUAUAGAAGAAAAUGAUGGACUUGCUAAAAGAUAUGUCAAUAGAUUAUCUGUAAUUCCAGAUAUGUCUUAUUGUACUGAAAAUGAAAAUAAAAUGGAUGACAAUAAUAAUAACACCAUUGAAUUAGAAAGAAUCGAUAGUUUGUUAUUACCCCCAUGUUCUACACCACCGCAGUCUGCUUUAAUGGGGAAAAAUCAAACGAAAAGUUGUGCAACGACGAAACCAUUAAACAGACUGGAAUUUAGUAGCGACCAGGACGAUAAUAAUACGAUAUCUAUGGAAAAUGAUUAUUUUGAUAAAUAUUCAGCGGAUAUUCCAAUUAUCCCAACGGGGAACACUGCCAAGCCAGUGGUUGAUUUGUCCUUUUUAGAUUUGCCGAAGCAUGAUAACAUCAGGAUAACGACGGAACUCUCGAAGAUUGAAGACGAUGUUGAAAGAAUAGAUAAUUCUAAGCUUUUGGGUGCCGAACCACCUAUUAUUUAUCAAAAUACCGAAUUCAUGUUUCCUGCCAAACGAGAUGAUGGGCAUAAUUCAUUCUUUGCUAAUGAGAAGUUCCAAAAUAAUACGGACACAGUAGAUAUGUUAGAUGAAUUUUUACAGGAUAGAAAACAAUUUCAUUUCGAAGAUGAAAAUGAAGGGAGUAUAAUAAAUGAAGGUUUAUCAUACAGAGAAUCGGUUUUAUUAGAGGAUAGUUUCCAAGAAACGCCAAUACAUACUCAUUUUACGCAUAAAUAUAAAAAUUCCAAUGCCAUUUUGUCUUCUCCAACAAAAUCGGUAUCUUCAUCAAUAGCAUCGGGAAAAUUGGCCAAUAUAUUUAAUUCAUCUUCUCCUUCCACUUCCCCAACGGCGACUUUUAGCAAUCAUGGUGGUACGAAAAAUAACACCAAUGCUAGACACCAGCACACUUAUUCCUUGUCUUCUCAGCGGAAUAAUAUAAUUAGUCACAAACCAUCUUUGAGUGCUUCUUCAUACUCUACAGUUAAACACUCACCUAUAGGAUAUACUCGUGUCACUUCAAGCACUUUUGGAGGUCCGGCUAUUAAUAAUAGUAAUCAUCCUCCCAAUACCACUUUACAAAUGCGCACUGCAUCAUCUAGUCCUAUUAAGGGUAAAACAAGAAGGUUAAGUGCUAAAUUAUCACUUUCAAAUAUUUCCUUCAUAUCCGAACCAGAUGAACAACAAAAAAAAAGGGAUGGUAUAGUUGAUUUUAGCUAUGUCCAAUCUUUGCAGAAAAAUCACAGCCCUAGUAAAUCAGUUAAUUCUUCUAAGGACACAAAAUUAAUAAUAUCUCAACCUUCCACACCAAUAGAAAAUAGAAGGAUAUCAAAUUUUAUCAAGAUUAAUUUAGGUGAUAUUAAUUUAAAGAAUAGAAAAACUUCUUUGGUUCAAAACUCAGAAUUAGGUGCGAUGAAAAGAAAGACUGCAGAUGAAGUGAUUUAUAAAGAACCAUACGAUACUAGCGAACAUGUUAACGAAGGUCGUAGUACCAAUACCAUAUUUGUUAAUCCACAAAAUGUUAUAUCUAAUACGGUAAACAAGAGAAUUAAUAGUGAAAAUAGUAACAGUAGCGAAGAAUCGACUUUUCCUAAUAUUUUAGUCAGUGAAUAUGAUAAAGAAAAAUGGAAAAUUAUAACGGACCCAAUAAGAAUUUAA